UCAGCCUCCAGUCAGUCAGUCAGUCAGACAGUCAGUCAGACAGUCAGUCAGACAGUCAGUCAGUCUCUCGGCUCUCAGUCAGUCAGAUCCAGCAGUCAGUAAAACUUUCUCUUCUCCCAGCAGGCUGUUUUCGGACUAAACGGCUCCGCUUCCUUUGCGUCUUUACGCGCGGAGCCUCCCGCUGCGCGCCCGCGCCGGAUCGCUCCUCUGUGGAUAAACUCCUGCUGCUCCCGCGGCGAUGGACGACGAGUUCCUUGCCAACGUUCCCGCAGCGCUGCCCGGAGACCCGGAGGCUCUCAGCCCCAACUCCACCGAGGAGCCCGGCUGGUGGGCGUCCUCGGACGGAGCGGAGACGGUGCACUUCGUCGUGCGCUGCGUCAUGACUUCGGUGUACAUCGUGAUCAUCACCGUGGGUCUGUUGGGCAACAUCACCCUGGUGAAGAUCUUCAUCACCAACAGCGCCAUGCGGAGCGUGCCCAACAUCUUCAUCUCCAGCCUGGCGGCGGGAGACCUGCUGCUGCUGGUCACCUGCGUGCCGGUGGACGCCUUCCGGUACUUCUCCGAGGAGUGGGUGUUCGGCGAGGCGGCGUGCAAACUCAUCCCCGCCAUCCAGCUCACCUCGGUCGGCGUGUCCGUGUUCACGCUCACGGCGCUCAGCGCGGACAGGUACAAGGCCAUCGUCAACCCGAUGGACAUCCAGACGUCCAGCGCCGUGUUCUGGACGUGUCUGAAGGCGGUCUCUAUCUGGCUGCUGUCCGUCCUGCUGGCCGUCCCGGAGGCCAUUUUCUCUCAAGUCGUCUCCAUGCAGGGUCACAGAGACAACACCAACGUGACCUUCGUGAACUGCGUGCCCUACCCGCUGUCCAAUCAGAUGCAUCCUAAGAUCCACUCAGUGAUGAUCUUCCUGGUUUACUUCCUGGUCCCUCUGGCCAUCAUCUCGGUCUACUACUACCACAUCGCCCGCACGCUCAUCAAGAGCGCCCACGACAUGCCGGGCGAGCUCAGCGAACACACCAAGAGACAGAUGGAGACGAGGAAGCGUCUGGCCAAGAUCGUGCUGGUGUUCGUGGGCCUGUUCGCCCUGUGCUGGUUCCCCAACCACGUCCUCUACAUGUACCGCUCCUUCCACUACCACCAGAUGGAUCUGUCGCUGGCUCACCUCGUCAUCACCCUGCUGGCCAGAGUCCUCAGCUUCUCCUCGUCCUGCGUCAACCCCUUCGCCCUCUACCUGCUCAGCGAGAGCUUCCGCCGACACUUCAACAGUCAGCUUCGAUGUGGUCGAGGUCCCCGCCCCGAGCGCCAGGCCAGCUACAUGCACAGCACCUCCCACAUACGUCUCACCUCUAUCAAGAAGACCACGCCCACUGCGGCCAUCAUCGCUCCCGCAGCCAACGGCAACUCCAGCAGACAGGAAGUUGCUCUGUGACGAGGGGUUGUGUGUUCACAAUGUUCAGCUCCUCCUCAUCCUGCAAACUCCUGCAGCCGUGAGACCGGGGGGUUGUUCUGGUGCCGUGUGUUGACGGAGUGCAUGGUAGAGGAAACUGUACAGACCUCGUACUGGUUGAAUGAUUGUACCAAAUCAAAUUUGAUCAUCCUCAACAACAAAAAGUACCUCUUGGAAAUACAAGGUCAGACAUCAAAAGGGAAGAACAAACCCAACUCUUCACUUUUCUACAGCCAGAAUUCAUGAAAUAUGUUUGUAGAAGUCAAACCUGCAAAUCAAGUCCAACGCCCAACACUGAGAGGACGGUCGGUCGUGUUGACAGCAUGGUGAUAGCAUGUCUGCUGUGAAAGCUUGUUUCUCUGUGCUAAGUUGCUAGAAUGCUCAUCAUCGAUUGAUCUGAAAAGCUGUUUUGUCAACACUGUUUUGAUCCACACUGAAUUUUGUCUGCUGCCUCUCUAUAAGGAGGACCAGACACAGAAUGAAACACGAGUGAAUCGACCGCUCAUCCGAGGACAUUUCAACAAAACACAUGGAACUGCUGGAGGAUGGAAAGUUAGACUCUCCAGUUAUGGGAUGGUCUCUCUCUCUCUCACUCUCUCUCUUUGCUACAACUACUUUGGAGAUGAAUGGAUGCAUUUGUAGCCGUUAAAAACUACCCGAAGCCUUGUAAACCAAAAUAUCUUCUUGUGUGGAGGAAAAUCUCUUUGGUAAAUGUUUGGUCUGUUGCUCUGUGUCCACCAGGUACGAUUCUUUGAUAGCCGAUGGCUCGAGCAGAUUGUUGUGGAAGUUGUUCUCGUUCAUGAUGAAAACAACGGGAGCUCUUUUUGCUCUUUUGCAUGAGAUUGCCCAUCGAGUCUCUGUGUGGUGAGUGCACUCGCAGGGUGAUGGGGCAACCGCUACAAGCCUUCUGGUCCAUGGAACAUGAUGCAAGAGUUGUGUCAAAAUUCUCAGCAGGAAGUCAAACACAUUCUCAGUGGGUAAUGGACUCCAGCAGGGUUGUGCCUUGUCACUGGCUCUGUUUUUCAGGGACAGAUUUCAGUCCGGUGGGCUCAGGAGAUAUCUCUGCUUUUAGCAAAAAAUUUGGCUCCGAUGGCUCCAUCGAACUGUGACACUCCAACACCAGAACAACUGCAGCUGAGGGUGAAUCAGCAUGGAGAAGAUUCAUUGCCUGUAACGGGCCAUUCACACCAAGAAUGAUGACUGUAACAGUGACUGUAAACUGUUGCUGCCCUUAGCCUGUUAGCUUGAUUCAUCACAGUCUCAGCAUUAAUGUGCUGGAUUUUCCCCAAUUUAUAAUUACUACCAGUUUAUAUUCUAAAGUCCACAACACAAAGUGCAUUUACAGUGUGUGCAACUUCCUUUGGCUAGUUAAAAAGGACACAAUCUGGGUGCUAAUUAAGAAGCAAAGGUGCUGAAGGGUUGUAUUUCGACUGGCAUUUGUACACAGAGCACAGCAGCAGAACCUACUUGAGUAUUUAAACCUCUCAACCAGCUGGCAGGAACAGUUAGGACUUCAUUUUAAUAAGUCUUCUGUAUUGUUGUGCACGUGAAAACAUCACACAGGUAGUUUAGAGUGAAGCAGCUGUCCUGAUAAAUCCUGAGCUCCAUCAGAGCUGCCAAAAAAUAUUUACAAGCUAAAUCUUUGAUUCGGUUUCCUCUGUCCUGUUUGGAUACAAGUUUAUCAAAAGUACUGCUUUUAAUUUUGCUGCUCAAAUGUGCUUUUUGCUGCCAUGUCAUUACUGUGUGCAUGGAAACAUAUUAAAUUACUGAAUGCAGGCUUGCUGAUCAAUUAUGCAUAAUCUAACUUUCUGAGUAAUGCAUCCUUUUAAAAAGAAGUAAAAAUAUAGCAUCAUUGACUCAGCAGGUCUACAGCGAUGAAAUAAGGCCCUAUGAAGGAAUCUCAUCAAUAAAAUGUUGCAUGAUCAAACAGACAGGGAGGCAUUGUGAUAAAAUAUCAUUAUAUUUAAAUACCGACUGAAACACUGGAUGUUAUACUCAACUGUGACGAGUAACUGUCAGUUUUGGACCAACAGUCCUGCUACUGUUGGCGUGUUUGAUGCCUCUCUCGGCUGCACAGCACAGAAUGGCCACCACACCUCAAACACUGAGUGCUCCGAGUGCAAAAAACUCCUCCAAGCUCUGAAAAAACAUGCAACAGUUUGUUUCAAACACAAGUCAGUUAAGAGUGUGACCUGUGAAGGGAGUUUCCUGGUGGAUGCACAGACUGACAGGCCCUGUAUGAUCAGUGUCGCUGCUUUGUGUCGCUGCUUUGGCAUGAACUAAUGGCUGUUUGUGUACACACGUAUAUUCGAAACCACCACAGAAGAAGAUGUUGGUGUGACGUACUUCUGGUUCCGUUUGAUGUUUUUUUUCUUCUUUUAAAUGUUCGAUGUGUUCACAGGCAUGUCCACAUUUCUGUGUUUGAAAGUGAUGCUCGAGACUCAUUAACACACAUGAUAAAUGUUCCUGUGUGAGCACACACAGAGUCCCACCAAGCUGUGAGGUGACACACAAAAGGUCGAGACAGGACAGUUUAAUUACUGGCUGUCACGUCCGGCUCUUCAAACAGACAAUCUGAUGUAAGUGAAGCUGAAAUUACAGUAGGUAGGUGGGUGUCAGAGCGUCUCGACAAACCUGUUGGCUGGUCGCUGUGAUCGCAGGAAACAGUGGUGGAGCUGUGGGCGGCGAGGCAGCUGUCGCUUCCUCAAAACUUCUGACGAGUUAUUAACUGGAGGGAACAAUGAAGUUUUAUUUUUCAUCCAAUUUCGCAGACGUGACCGAGACAGGCUCAUUAAAAUUGAGGACAGGGUUCAGUGAUUCACUCUGACACACUGACAUGAUUUACCGCAGGGACUGAACCCGUCAGAAACCUCCUGAUCACCCUGAUAGUUACAACAGGUCCUCUGGGAGCUGCUGGGGGGACUCGGUCCUUAAAUCCACCAGGAGCUGCACAGUGUUCAAGAAGGAGUCUCGUCUUAGCAAAGCAAAUAAGAUAAUCCUUCAUUUAUGGAUUAAACAUAUAUAAAUGCUCUAAUAGCUGCUAAGAUACCAGAGGCACGGAUAAAGGAUUACUUCAUGUUUUUUGUCAGCUUGCCACCAUCGCUCACUGACCACGACAACAUCAGACGGAAAAAAAUACAGAUGCUAAUUCAGAAUGAAUUUAACAGCUCGUCACAAGCAGUAAACAUGACGCGACAUCAGCUGUAACACAUCCUCGUUCCAAAAUGCCAGAACAGGUCGAUUGCCAGCGAAGAUACACAGAUCAUUGUUGGACAAAAUGGAGGUAGCAGCGUCGUAGCUUCAUGCCGCUGCACACUGGCAGUGUUGUUAGGUCUAGAUAUCACAACUACGUUAUGUACCAGACGCAACUGAACUACAUUAGUAAGUUAAAACAACUGCUCUGCUUCUGGCUUCUGAAUGAAGGCCUCCUUAUUUUACCCAAUCUAAUUUAUCAUUAAAGGUUUUUUGCUCCUCGUCCAACUUCGCUGGACCUUAAAUUAUUUAAGUUGAGUUUAUUCUGAGCUGCUUCUGUUCCUUCAGGAUCUCCUGAUCCACCGGAGCAGGUAGUGUGUCGGUCCAGUCCGGUUCUGAUAACCUGGUGCUUUACAGAAUCACUGUGCAGACACACCAGUGAGCAGAGACGAUGUGACACUUGACAGGAUGCAUUUAUUGCUCUUUCCUCCUUUCAAAAGGCCGAGCUGUGACAGAGAACAGCCGCCGGCUGUGAGUUCAGCUGCAGCUGCUCUGCUGGAGGAAUCUGUUUCUGCUCUCUACAGCUCCUCCAACAUCAGACGAGAACGCAGGACUGCUUCUAUCAGAUACGACAGACGUGUCACCUAAACACCACAGGUUGCUUUAACGAGGUGCUGAGCCAAACUCCCAGAACAUAGACAGCGCCUGCAUGUAGUCAGUGUUACAGCCAGAAUCUACCAACCACAUCACAGCUGCGACUGUAGUCACGCUCACAGCUCCAGCCUGUCUCCGUCAGGUAACCAGCUGAGUGACGACCACUCACACUGUGGCCACAAGCAGCCGCGGCCUGACUCAUGAAACAGAAUAGCACGUGAUAAUACAGCUCAGCCUCGCUAAUUGGAUCAGAGGGAAUGCAAAUUGUAUUGCAAAGGAAAAGCCAAGAUUCCCACUGUGACCUUUCAGACGGCUCAGGAAGUCAGAUACCAGCUGUUCCAAUCACGGACCAACACCGCUGCGCUUACCAAGCACCGACGUCAGAUUUAAAAUAAGACCUUAUCUCCCUCGGAUCGCUCAACAUCUGAUCGACAGAUUUAAAGUGUUAUUAGCAACAUGACUACUGCUGCCUGACUGCUGUCCAAGAAUCCCAGUUUGAUCUAGAAACCCUGAUCUCAGAGUGAAACAGCCGGUUGUUUUAAUAAGUCGCCAGGUUUUAGUAGGAAGGACGGUGGUUUUGAAGCCGACAUAUCAGCAGAGGAACAGACUUCUGAGUGAAUCCCUGUCUGUUCCUCCUCGGUGUCUUUUACCCUCCCUCGUCACCGUCUUUGCCUCCGCCAUCAGCGGCUUCUUUUAGGUUCCCACAGUUAUUCCAGUUGUCCCAGUGCUACCUGGGGAAACAGACCCGGGGAGACAAUGUCUCCUCCAGGUUUGGAUGUGCACAGGCAGACAUGUUUCCUUUGUGCUGUAAUUCAACUUUCACUUAUCCAGGAAAGAUCCGAGCCUGUAGCAGACUGAUCGCACAGUGAAAGUGAAACCAAACCAGGAUGUGUCAUUUCUCAGUAUUGACGAGUUUAAGUUGCAAGUUUAAAUGACAUUUUGUGGCACGUUAGACAACAGAGAAACUGAAUAUUGGCACCAUGUUGUCGAUAUAAAACACUCCUGUUUUCACUUGUUCUUCUUGAAUCACGUGUGAUUGUUUUUGCUGGAUUUCUCAGUUCUUGUGGGUUUACUUGGACCACACUUGGUGGUGUGUAAUAGCAGUAAUCAUGUAGUGUUUGGUUUUGUGUUCAAAUCACGGCAGUUGCCAUUUUGUUAGUGGGAGAGGCAGCCACUGAUUGUGACGCUGUGUUGAUUGAAUGUUGUCUGUGGAGUUAGACUCGUUACAGCUGAACGCCCGCUCACAUCUCUGAAACAUUUCCUGAGGGGGGAAGUGUUCAGUCUGAAGGGGGGAGGUGCUCCAACCCCAGAGGUCACAACAGUGUCAUGAUCACAGAUAAUCUGAGAUCUUAAUAACAUUAAAGACGACUCUGAUCUGUGAGGGUGUCCAGUAAACCAUCAUGCACAAUAAUUACCUGGCACAGAAUGUCCUCUGUAUCGGUUCUCGCAGGUGUGGCCCAUUUACCUGUUAAGUUUUUAAACAUCUCGCAGGUUUUCCUCGCCAUCAACAACAUCCGUCCCGUUCCUCCACAAACCGACAUCCUGCAGAUGCAGAACUGUGCAUGCUUUUAAAAUUUGAUCGGAUCAUCUGAGCAUAAAAUUAGCUCAGUACUUAUUGUGCUGGAAACGAUAAUUCGCUCUCUGAUAAUCACUCCCUCCCGUGCAUCCAAUCACACCAAUCUAACCAACUGUGGCCGUGACAAAAUAAUGAGGAAACACAGGGCGGGUGGUGGAAACCUGAAACCUUCCUUCUCUCUUACAGUCUCUGUUUCUGUUUCUGUACAACACAGUGAACCACCGAGCAGCUCCGGCGCUGACAAAUGAAGCGAAUGCAGAACAGCCAAAAAAUGCAGUUUAUCAAACCAGAACCAGAAGUGAGUCGAUCCCCAGAAGACGUCAUGUUAAACUACUCGACUUUACAGCAGAAGCCAAUGUGUUUACAGCCUCGUACAAAACAGCCUCAGGUCUCUACAGGUCACCUGUCUCUUCAUGCUGUAUGGAGGGUUAACUGAUAUUUAGGGGUUAAAUAUAAGGAUAAUUAGGGGGCGUGGCCACUUUGAGUGACAGGUCUGCUGGGCUGAACUUGAUCAUUCGCUGUAUUUGUGGUGUCGAUGCCGUUCACUGUAUUUUGACUUUUGAUGUCGGACACAUCGUACCUCACUGUGUGUUAAUAGGACUGACAGACGGGAGGGGAGGGACAGACGCCGGUGAUUUGAAAUCAAUGAGCGACCCUGUUAAAUAAACCGUCAUACUCAUGGGAGUUAUGCAAGGUGAAAUUUGCUAAUCUUUAUGGGAACAGUUAGCUUGUUAGCCUUUGAUAGAUUGGUAGCUUCCUUUCUUCCCUGUCUGAUUAGCUGGGAGUUCAUUUCACAGCUGCUGCACACCAAGCUGAGAAAAGUAUUUUCUUUUCAUCGCGCUCCACAAACAGUUAUACGUUUCUGCUCGUUCACUUCACACUCUGAACAGUUGUUUAGACAAAAUGUGAGCAGAUGAUUAAUAACAGCUUCUCCCUCAUGAUUCCCCUUCUUCACUGUUUUUGCUGUUUCUGUUUAGUCUGUCUGCCUCGUUUACUUGUCUCAGCGACUCGAUCCGUCUCCUCCAUCUCUUCUUUAUCAGCUCCUCCGUCUGUCUCCCCCAUGUGUGUCCCUCCCUCCCCUCAGACUCUCUAAUAAUGUGUUUUAAUGCAGACAGCUGUUCCUGCUGGCAACAGUUCUUUUCCCACUGCUGCAUUCAGAGGAAGCAUUUCAGGUCAGCACACUGGCAGGAACAAACAGACCAGGACACAAAUUAUAUUACUGUUUUACAUCAUCUUCUGUCUGUAUUUGUUGUCAUGAUUUGCAAAUACGUGUAUAGUGAGUUGAGUGAGAAAAAUCUGGGAAAGAGGCCAGUUUAUAAGAUGAAUAUGUACGUCAAGUUCAACAAUAAUACGAGGAGAAAUCCCCCCCAAUAAUCAGUGGAUUACUGCAGCAACAAUUUACUUUGUAUUUUAAAUGAUGUCAGUUUGAAAAAAUACAGUUUAUUCUGACUCAUUCUGGCACACAACGUCCUGCUGCCAUAAAUACUCAACAGAGUUCAAAAUGUGUUUAAUCUGCUGAUGGAAAUAGUCCCAACUUCCUCCUGUGUGUUCGAUAAAAAACAUGAAGAGCAGCUGUUUCACGAAACUAUUUCUAUAUUUGAGGUGUUUUUCAAAACUGAGUGGAGCUGCAGACGUGAAGUCAGAGUGUUCAGAGACGGACCACACACUGUCGGUUUGGUUCUGCACCAGAGAUCUGUUGAUACCAGUAUAAAUAAAUACAGAAAGAAGACGUCUUUUAACAAAUUAUGUUGUUGAGCUGUGUUCUUAGAUUAUCCAACAAUGUUUCCAACAAAGUUCAGACCAGAGAAAUCCACAAGUUUCCUGGAGGUCACGGUGCGUUUAGUGUCUCUGUAACUUCAGGAGGGAGUGAAAGAGAGGAGAGAAGCUGGAGACCCACACUCAACUGAACAUGAGUACAGCUUCAGAUUGUGUGUUUAAAGGUGUGUUCACCUGAAACACCAGGUGUGUGUUUGACUUCAGGUGAAGCUCUGAGUGAAGUCAGCACUCAGCAGAGACUCUGGUUCUGGUUCUGGUUCUGGUUCUCUGUCUCCUCUCUGUAACGUUACGUUCAUGAAGUAAAGUCCAUUUCCCCUCCAGCUCCUGGAGGUCCGCUCCGGAUCACAAGAGAAAAGAGAAAAGUUUAAAAGUCGUCUCUGAGCUCUGCUCCUGUCAGUAAACAGCUGCGGAUCAGAACCUGAUGAGACUCCAGACGUUCUGGAUCAGCACCAGACUGGAGGCUCUCGGCAGCAGAAAUGACGUGUUAUGUCUCUAAAAUGUGAUUAAAGCGUGACACUGUAAUAAGAUUUGCUGAACUGAACCUGGUGUUAAUAUCAUCCGAUGGUAGUUUCCACAGUUUAAACUGAGCGAGGACGAAUCGGGGGACGUGGCAUCAUUUGGGACUCUUAAACGGUCUCAUCACUGAUGAGCUUAAUGAGGCCCGUCACACCUCCGGAGGCUCAGCAGUCUAAUAAAUGAGGAGCCCUUUCUGGCGUGAAACAGGAGCCAAUAUCCUCUGGACAAAUACGAUUAAGAAAAUGUCUGUCAGCCCUGUUAACUACUCAUCCAAACAGUGUUGGACAGCUGUGGAUGGAGGUAAACUGUUAGAACAGGGGAGGACCGGCAGGUUCUGGGCCCGGGGCCAACGGGACCAACAUUCAAUUAUCACAUUAAAAACUUUAAUUAGCAGCGACCAAAGGUUAAGAAGUUCUGUUCCUCACAGGAAAAACCGCUCAGGUUUUAUUUUAUUCUUCUUUGGUGCAGGAAGCAAAUUAAAUUCCUGCACAUGUAAGAACGUUCUCUGGAGGCAGAACUGGAACCAGAACAAAAACAACUUGGAAAAGUUCCUGCUGCUGCAUUAAUGAAGCUUAUUCUCACAGUUUUAAUAUGAAAACAAACAAAUGACAAAAAUGAAUGAGUCUGAAACACAUCAGAUGAAACUGAAGUACAACGACACGGCAAAAUAUUAGAACGUGAUGAUGAAUGAACAUCAACACGAGAAUGUCGCCUGAUUAAUUAAUGAAAGUGUAUCGUGUUGAAUUCUAGCUUGUGUUUUAAUUAAUGUGGCUUCUGGUUUUAUAACGCUGCUUGACUUCUGUUUACUCUUGUUUAUGUUUGACUUCAGUGUAUUAUUUAUGUAUUUCUAAUGUUAGGACAUGCGGACACUUGUUGCUCGUCUGAACUUGUUGCCACCACAUGAAUGCAUAUUGUAACGUGCCCUGAAUAAAGUCAAAUCACAUCA
Messenger RNA from Acanthopagrus latus (yellowfin seabream), 10104 nucleotides. It is a transcript of the gene nmbr, whose product is annotated as neuromedin B receptor. Gene Ontology annotation, cellular component: membrane. Gene Ontology annotation, molecular function: bombesin receptor activity. Gene Ontology annotation, biological process: bombesin receptor signaling pathway. The transcript is spliced from 5 exons. Bases 239 to 1426 code for a protein of 395 amino acids. The record is from RefSeq and is a predicted model, not a curated record. NCBI's taxonomy places the organism in Eukaryota, Metazoa, Chordata, Actinopteri, Spariformes, Sparidae.